This is a messenger RNA of Triticum dicoccoides, 497 nucleotides long. RefSeq lists its product as uncharacterized. NCBI's taxonomy places the organism in Eukaryota, Viridiplantae, Streptophyta, Magnoliopsida, Poales, Poaceae. The coding region runs from base 90 to 470 and encodes 126 amino acids. The transcript has 2 exons. The record is from RefSeq and is a predicted model, not a curated record.
GGACAGUGCAUAUUGUUUAGCUCUGUCUGCUUCAAACACGCACGCAAGCAUCCCGACUUGCUGGGUUUCAUCGUCGUCGCCGUGCCGCCAUGUCCCAGAGUUCAUCUUCCUCUCGUCGUCUCCGAGCACCCCCUCCACCCCUGCCAUUGAUCCUGUGCCCGAGGUGUGCUGGGACGCGGACUAGAUGGUUUGUCUCCGGCACAGACCUUAACCCCGACGUCCGUUUUUACAAGUGCCCGAACCAGGGAGACGGAGGGCCGUGCGAUUUCUGGUUGUGGGAGGAGCAGUACGCGUUCUUCAUCACCGGCGUCGGCAUCAACCUUCUCAUCGAGGCGGCCGGAGGUGGGAGCAAUGUGAUGUUUGGCAUCGGAUGCGCCAUGGAAGAUGUUCGCAUCGCAGCUAGGAACACCAUGAUGAUCUGCUUGUUCAUGCUAAUGCUGCUGCUUGCCAAGGCCGUCGGCGGCCAGUAACGCGCCGCGAAAGUCAGUUUCCACUCG